Lathyrus oleraceus (garden pea) is the source of this 1542-nucleotide messenger RNA. RefSeq lists its product as uncharacterized. Gene Ontology annotation, molecular function: catalytic activity. The record is from RefSeq and is a predicted model, not a curated record. Lineage: Eukaryota; Viridiplantae; Streptophyta; Magnoliopsida; Fabales; Fabaceae. Bases 1 to 1542 code for a protein of 513 amino acids. The transcript has a single exon.
AUGAUUAUUGCGUCGUAUAAUAUUUGUGGGUGUGGAUGCAAUGCUAAAUUGCAUUCUUUGAGAAAAUUAGUUGGAGAUUCAAAGGCAGAUGUGUGUUUUAUUCAAGAAACCAAGAUUCAUGCUAUUGAUAAUUUUCCUGUGGACUCUUUUUGGAAUGAUUCUAUUGCGGAUUGGAGUUCUAAAUGGGCAGUGGGUAGAUCUGGAGGUAUUUUAACAUUGUGGAAGAAAAAGUCUUUUGAUCUAGUUUCUAGUUUUGUUGGGGAAGGAUUUCUUGGAAUUCAUGUGUUGUGGUCCGGUCUCAAUCUUUUCUUGGUGAAUGUGUAUUCUUCUUGUUUUAUUGAGAAGAAGAAGGCUUUUUGGGGGAGGCUUGUAGAGUUUAAAUCAAAAUUUCCAGAUGGGUUGUGGUGUGUUGGUGGUGAUUUUAAUACUGUUCGGGUUAAAGUGGAGAGGAAGGGUAUAUCGAAUAAUUUUAAUCUAAAAGAGGCGGAGGACUUUGAGGAUUUUAUUAGUUCGAUGAAUCUUGUGGAUGUUCCUUUGAUUAAUAAGAGGUUUACCUGGUACAACUUGGAUGGGAGUGCUUGUAGUAGGUUGGAUAGAUUUCUCAUUUCUGAGAAAUUAUUUGACUUGUGGGGUGUGGGAGGGAUUGUGGUGGGGGAUAGGUCUAUUUCAGACCAUUGUCCUAUUUGGUUAAAUUGCAAUAUUGUGGAUUGGGGUCCGAAACCUUUUAAGUUUUUUAAAGGGUGGUGUGAGCAUGAUGAUUUCAUUCCUUUGGUGAGGGAUGUUUGGAAGAAUACUUUUAGGGGAGGGAAGGCGAGCUAUAUUUUGAAAGAAAAAUUGUUGGCGGUGAAAUUAAAAUUGAAGAGUUGGAAUAAAGAAGUCUUCGGGAUGCUUGAUUUGAAUGUGGAUAAAGCGGUGGGUGAGCUUAAUUCGUUGGAUUUGGUGGUAGCGGAUUUAGCGGAGGAUGGUUUGGUUGAUUCGUUGAGGAGAAAUAGAGAGGUGGCUUCGAAAGAGGUGUGGGAUACUGUGCUUUUACAAGAUAACUUUUUGCGUCAAAAAGCUAGGUGUAAUUGGAUUCGGCUUGGGGAUACUAAUUCCAAAUUCUUUCACUCCGUUAUGAAAGGGAGAUUUAGGAGGAAUAAUAUUGUUUCUUUGAUUACUUCAAGAGGUCGGUUGGAAGGUGUGAAGGAUAUUAAAAGUGAGAUAUUUAAUCAUUUUAAAAGCCGUUUUACGGAACCGAUGGAGAAUAGGCCGACCUUGGAUGGGCUUAAUUUUAAUGUUCUUAGUAUGGAAGAUAGAGAUUUGUUGGAAGCUCCAUUCCAAGUGGAUGAAAUUAAAGAGAUUGUGUGGUUAAGUGAUUGUGAUAAGAGUCCGGGUCCGGACGGUUUUCCGCUUGGUUUUUUGAAAAAGUGUUGGAAUUUUGUGAAGGAUGACGUGGUGAAUUUCGUUCAAGAGUUCUAUGUGCGUGGUGUUCUUCCCCGAUCCGCGACGGCAUCAUUUCUUGCUCUUAUUCCUAAUGUUGAUUGUCCGAUAAGCAUUGAUUAG